CUUUAUUUUUAAAAUUGGUCUUUUUGUUUGUGCUUGGACUCGUAUGGUUUGUCUUCAACUCUGAAAACUUGUUUUCCAUAAGAAAUGGCUCUCCGGUCUGCCAAAACACCGACUUUGAUACCUUCGGCCGACGUGAUCUCCUUUUCCAUUGCUAGGCCCAAUAAACGAAAAAUACAUGAAAGUUAGGCCCAUAACCAGCCCCAAUAACACGACCAAUGAAGAUUUAGAUCAUUAUGGUGAAUAAACAAUUCAUUGACCCAAAUGCAUGAGUAUAGUGUACGUAUCGUAUCAAUGGUGUAGACUUGGUAGUUUUUUUAUUUCUUUCUAAAACGUAAAUUAGGUAAUGUCGAUGUGAGUAUUGUGACACAAGGAAACUUGAAUCACGAUUGGCUAAAUAGGAUUCUAAUCCGAUAAACCCGCAAAAAUUCCCACGGCACCUCGUUUAGUUGUUUGGUUUAGUUACUUCGAUUAUAUUUCUCUCGACACAAAGGCGAGAGCCAUUUGGGAAAAAAGUUAAAUCGGAAAACAAUGUCUCUCUAAAGAUAUGGACAGAAUCAGUGAGUUGUCUGAUGAACUGCUUGUUAAGAUAUUGUUGUUGGUCCCGACAAAAGUUGCUGUAUCCACAAGCAUUUUGUCCAAACGGUGGAAGUAUCUCUGGAUGUGGUUGCCCAAACUCGAGUUCAGUUAUAGACAUGUGGUAGAUCCUGAAUGCGAGAGGCUACAGAGUUUUCUUGACAGAAACCUGCGGUUACAUAGAGCUCCGGUUAUAGAGAGCUUCCGCUUUUACAUAUGUUGUUCAUGUUUAAAACCUAAGAACAUCAAAAUGUGGGUUUCGACAGCUGUUUCUCACUGCCUACGUGAGCUGGAUAUCUCACGUCGCUCUGAUCCUCCGGAUAAGCCAGACAUAUUGCCGAGUAUCUUGUUUACUUGUAAAUCCCUCGUGGUAUUGAAACUGGCUGGCGGGAUCCUCUUGGAUGUUCCUCGAAUGGUCUCUCUUCCCUCUCUCAAAACUCUGCAACUUCGAAGGGUGAGAUACUUCAAUGAAGAAACUCUACAACGGCUUCUAUCAAAUUGCCCAGUUCUUGAAGAUCUUGUGUUGGUUUUAUCUAAUGGUGAUACUACUGGAAAGUUGACGGUUGUUGUUUCAUCUUUGCUGAGUUUGUCACUCUAUUUAUCCCAUUACCUUAAGAUAGAUGGGUAUGUCAUAGAAACUCCUUCUUUAAAGUAUUUCAAACUUGUGGAAGAUAGUUGCCGUAAUCACUACUGUUUGAUUGAGAACAUGCCUUUCCUGGUCGAGGCACUAGAUGUUAAUCUUCCUGAUAUCAAUAGUCUUAUUGGAUCAAUUGCAUCUGUCAAGCGUCUUGAAAUAUGUUCAGAGGCUAUUAUGAUGCUUGAUGAGGGUUUUGUCUUCAACCAGCUUGAACAUUUGGAGGUAUGUUUAUGCAAAGACCAUUCCUAUAAUCAACUUGUCCGGCUUCUCAAUUCUUCUUCCAACUUGCAAGGACUUCGCCUUUUCUACAUGGAUAUUCAUUAUACUCCAAAAAGGGGUUAUUGGAAUCAACCAACCACUGUUCCUGAAUGUUUGCUGUCGAGUCUACAAAGUCUCAGCUGGUCGCUAUACACAGGAGAACCACAAGAGAGAGAUAGUCUGGUUUACAUUUUGAAACAUGCUCUUCACUUAAAGACUGCAAUAGUCGAGUCAUGUGAAUGUGAAGUUCCAAGAUCUGAGAUGUUAAAGGAGUUGGAACUUUCUUAUAGAGCUUCAGCUGCAUGCCAACUCAUGUUCGAAUGAGUAUUUGAUAUUUAAAAAUUCUUCUUGUUCUACUAUUAUUGUAUGGUUAUGUCUUCAACUCUGAAUUUUUUUUAUCCAAACCAUCUUUCUAUAUGUUAUUAUAUGAUCAUCGGAUUAUGUU
Brassica oleracea var. oleracea is the source of this 1913-nucleotide messenger RNA. RefSeq names its product FBD-associated F-box protein At4g10400-like. NCBI's taxonomy places the organism in Eukaryota, Viridiplantae, Streptophyta, Magnoliopsida, Brassicales, Brassicaceae. Gene Ontology annotation, molecular function: protein binding. The transcript is spliced from 3 exons. The record is from RefSeq and is a predicted model, not a curated record. The coding region runs from base 545 to 1792 and encodes 415 amino acids.